AUGGCCAUGAUGAGAACGUUUGCGAGCUUGGCCGUUCUUCUGGUCAUGGCCCAAUUAGCAAUGGGAGCAAAUCAUACGGUUGGUGGGCCACAGGGUUCGUGGGAUUUGAGCACUAACUUUCAGCAAUGGGCAUCGUCUAACUCAUUUUCUGUGGGUGAUAAUCUAAUUUUCCAGUAUGCUCCUGUCCACAGCGUGCUGGAGGUGACAAAGGCCGAUUACGAUUCAUGCCAGUUCGGAAAUCCGCUGGAGAGUCACACCGACGGGAACACGGUCAUCCCUCUAACGUCUCCCGGUAAGCGAUACUUCAUCUGUGGAACUGAGGGCCAUUGCAGCCAAGGAAUGAAGGUUGAAAUCGAUACAGUCGCUGAAUCAGCUCCAUCCGUCAGUCUGGGAAGUACGCCUCCAAACACCGACGGUCCAUCACCGUCACCUUCCGCUUCUCCUAUUAUACCUCCACCUUCUACUUCACCAAUCAUCUCACCUUCGAAAUCUCCUUCUCCAUCUCCGAAAGUCCCACAUUCUAAAUCUCCUUCACCUUCUCCCAAACACUCUCCUUCACUUUAUCCUAAACACUCUCAUUCAAAGUCCCCUUCCCCUUUCCCUUUCCCUUCCCCUUCGAAUUCUCCUUUGGUUGCACCAUUGAAAUCACCUUCGACAUUGCAUUCUCCAAGCAGUUCUCCUUCAAGUUCGCUUCCACCGGCCGGCUCUGUGCCAGUGCCGUCUCCUUCAGCAGCUAAUGGAGGUGGUGUGGGAGUGAAGGCGGCCACCGGAUUCAUUUUUGGGAUGGUGGUGAUGAUGCUUUUGGCUCUUUAAACGUUGGAAGGAAGAGGAUGUUUGUUUUACACUAGGACCAGGACUAUUUCUGUGGGUCGCCUGUGUUCAUUCAUGAAAAAAGGCCUUACCUUGCUUGUGACGAUUUUAAUUG
Magnolia sinica is the source of this 925-nucleotide messenger RNA. RefSeq names its product uclacyanin 1. NCBI's taxonomy places the organism in Eukaryota, Viridiplantae, Streptophyta, Magnoliopsida, Magnoliales, Magnoliaceae. Bases 1 to 813 code for a protein of 270 amino acids. Gene Ontology annotation, cellular component: plasma membrane. The record is from RefSeq and is a predicted model, not a curated record. The transcript is spliced from 2 exons. Gene Ontology annotation, molecular function: electron transfer activity.